AUGGAACAUCCUUCAGCAGCCUGGUCUGCCCAGGCUCCCUCUCCCGAAAAGUCAUGCGAGCUCUAUAUACGCGACUAUCCUCACCGGUCUAUUGCCAUCGUGUCGUCCUCUCAUACUCUAAUAUUCCGAUACACCUCAUCCACCAGUGAAGCCAUCGCGAACGGCUCGCUUACAUCCUUAGCUACGAUUUCGAGACCCCGCGGGAACGUCGGCGAGACUCUAGUAUCAAAAUGCAUGGUCGAAUUCGCACCUAUUUCGAAAGACCUACUGCAAGACUAUCGUCGUCUAACUCAUCGACCGAUUUAUGGAACAUUGGGCUUGAUCACGGUCAACAGCGAGGUCUUCCUAUCUAUCAUUACACAUGCGACGCGCGCUGCCACCUUACGGCCUGGCGAGACCGUGGAACGUAUAGGCGGAGUCGCAUUCUAUUGCUUGAGUAGCGCAGACUACGACGAUGUUGUUCCCCUCGAAUCGCUGGAUCCCGAGUUUUUAGAUUCUGCAUCGGUGCAGUCGGCGCCUUACGGUCAAGGCCUUGGUCGAAGGGAGGUGGCCAUGGAGCAUCCUUGCCAUGAACUGCGCAACCUACUCAGCAAUGGAACCUUUUACUACAGUACAGAUUUCGAUCUGACGAACCGACUUCAAGACAGACCCAUCAACUCCAACUCGUUUGAGAUUGACAACUUCGACGAUGGAUUCCUCUGGAACUCAUUCAUGAUCAGUCCUCUUGUGCAGUUUCGCUCUCGACUUAUGCCAAAUGAACGAGCAGCUCUUGAUUCGUCGCGCAUACUUACUUCAGCAAUUCGUGGCUUUUGUAAAACAAUGACCAUUCCGCUGAGCUCAUCGCCCCUGAAGAAUGUCAAGUCAGGGAUGCCCUCAUUUAUGACUCUCAUAUCUCGAUUGUCUUGUCGCAGAGCUGGAACUCGCUUCAAUUCGCGAGGUAUCGACGAUGAUGGACACGUAGCUAACUUUGUUGAGACUGAAACCACUUUCUGGAGUCCAGCAGGAACAAUGUUUUCGUAUGCUCAAGUGCGUGGAUCGGUUCCAGUGUUCUGGGAGCAGGCCGCCGACCUGAUUCCAGGUCGCCAGAAGAUCACAGUCACCAGAUCUCCCGACGGCACGCAACCUGCCUUCAACAAACAUUUCGAGGAGCUUGAGCAAUCCUAUGGAGCAGUUCAUGUCAUCAACCUUCUUAGUGAGACUAAACCGGGUGAGGUCGAGCUCAGUAACCUCUACCAUAAGGGUAUCAAGCAUUGUCCUUUGAGUCACGCAGAGCAGGGUGGAUCUUCGGAUCAUGCCCUCUUGCGAGAGACAAAUUAUGAUUUCCACGCCGAGACGAAGGGGCCCGCCGGAUACGAGGCUGCUCGGGAUAUUCGUCGCUAUAUUGAGAAUUCCACCGAUGCUUUUGCAUACUUCUUAGCUGAAGAGACGACCGAGCCCAGGUAUGAACAGGAUAACGCUGGACAUACGCGUAUGGUGGUCGUGCUUCAGCAGGAGGGUGUUUUUCGAACCAACUGUCUUGACUGUCUUGAUCGAACCAACCUUAUACAGACAAUGAUCUCGCAAAUGGCGGUUGAGGCUUUCCUAGGACACCGUGGCGAAUACGCUGCGUCCGAUUUCUGGAUGAGGCAUUCCAGUCUAUGGGCAGAUAAUGGUGAUUCCUUGUCCAAAACUUACGCUGGAACGGGUGCCCUCAAGUCGUCUUUCACGCGCCACGGCAAGAUGUCACUCGCUGGAGCGGUCGCUGAUGUACGCAAGUCCGUACAGCGUAUCUACCACAACAACUUUCUCGAUCCUUCUCGCCAGAUCACUAUUGACAUGCUUCUGGGUCGUCUUGUUGGGCAAGCACCGGUGCUACUGUUUGAUCCCAUUAGCGACUUUGUGUCAUCAGAGUUGGCCAAGAGGAGUAGUGAGUUCACUUCAUUUAACAGCAUCACCAUAUGGGUUGGCACUUUCAAUCUCAACGGGCGUACAGAAGGCGUUGAAGAUGAUCUCGGGCCUUGGUUGUUCCCAGAAGCUCUGGGUAAUGCCCAGCCAGAUAUUUUUGUGGUUGGAUUCCAGGAGAUUGUCGAGCUCAGUCCUCAGCAGAUCAUGAACAGUGAUCCGUCACGGAAGAAUCUCUGGGAGCAAGCUGUAAAGUACAAUCUCAACGAGCGGCAGAAGCGAUUGGGCGGCGAGCGAUAUGUGUUGCUUCGAAGUGGACAGCUUGUUGGAGCAGCACUAUGCAUCUUUGUCAAGACGCCUAGUCUAGCCAACAUUAAGAACGUCGAGGGCAGCGUAAAAAAGACGGGCAUGUCUGGCAUGGCUGGAAACAAGGGCGCGGUGGCGAUUCGAUUCGACUACGCCAACACUCACAUAUGUUUCGUCACGGCACAUUUGGCCGCUGGAUUUUCCAACUACGAUGAACGCAACCGCGAUUACGCCACAAUUCACCAUGGCUUACGUUUCCAGAGAAAUCGUGGUAUUGAUGACCAUGACGCUGUGAUUUGGUUGGGCGACUUCAACUAUCGUAUUGGUCUUAAUUCGGAGACUGCGCGCGCUCUUGUCAAGAAACGUGACUUUGAGACGCUGUAUGAGAAUGAUCAGCUUAAUCUUCAGAUGGUAGCUGGGUUGUCGUUCCCUUUCUAUUCUGAAGCUCGCAUUACAUUUCCACCCACGUACAAGUUCGACAUUGGGACUGACAACUAUGAUACAUCUGAGAAGGCGCGCAUUCCUGCAUGGACGGAUCGUAUUCUUCGAAAAGGUUCCAACCUGAGACAAUUAUUAUAUAACUCGGCACCCCUGAAGUUCUCCGAUCAUCGACCUGUUCAUGCUGCAUUUGAGUGUAAAGUAAGCAUCGUUGACGAGCAAUUGCGAGAAACGAUCAGCAAGGAAUUGUAUCAACGUCGAAAGGCCGAUGUUGGAGACGCAACGGCUCAUCUCGGGACUGGUGAGGACAGCGAUGACGAAGAUCUCAUCGGGUAUGAUUCUAUCGAGCCUGGACUGCCUCCUGCAAGCUCUGAUCGCCAGAAAUGGUGGCUCGAUAAUAAACAGCCUGCUCGCGCUGCAGUGCCUGUGCCCAAACCUAGGAGCGGACAGGCAGUUGGACUCAAUCCCAACCGUCCCUCGAAUCCAUUUGGUCUUACGGAGGAACCAGACUGGAUCUCUAUCCCAAGGUCGUCUUCAAAAGCAUCACUAUCCAGCAUGUCGAGCUCACCGUUUGAAAAGGUCAGCUUGCCUAACUCGAUGGCGUCGACUUCGAGUAUUCAACCUCGAAAGCUGCCUCCGCCGUAUGAUCCAUCAUCAUUGCCAGCCAAGGUAGGACGUAUCAACCUUAUGGAUGACCAGACUCCCAUGGGCCAUGUCGAGACGCCGCCUCCACCUCCGCCUCCCCGACGAGGAACGUCAGGGAUGGCACCGAACACUGGAUUUGGUCUUAAUAGAGUUCAGACUCAGUCGCAGCCGCUGCCACCCCCUCUAAGGCCAACAUCAGCAGCCUCGCACGUUUCUCAGUUCUCGCAAAAUAGUAAGGGCGGUAAGCCGGCGCCCCCAGUGGCAAAGAAGCCGGCACAUUUGACCACAACAUCACCCAGUUCGAGCCCUGGGCUGAGUCACAGCCUUAUGGAUGAAGACUUUCGACCUCCGCUGCCGUCGAGAGCUCAAACUGGCGGCCCUAUGGGAGGUCAUCAACUACCAGGCCUCGGAGCCGCUGCACGGAAACCUGUUGGGCUACCGAACCAAGGAACUAACGGAACGGGUCUAAAGCCGUCAAGUUCAAUCGGGGGUUCCACGGGCGGGGUGCCAUCGCGCCGACCCGCGCCGCCGGUACAGCCCAAGCCGCAAUUACCGCAGCCAAAUCAACACCAACGGCAAGGAUCGAUGGAUUUGCUAGGUUCGCUGGACGACAGUCAGAAUGUUGGAGGAUGGGAGACAUUGAAGCCAAGCACGAGAACAUAA
Messenger RNA from Fusarium coffeatum, 3933 nucleotides. RefSeq lists its product as uncharacterized. NCBI's taxonomy places the organism in Eukaryota, Fungi, Ascomycota, Sordariomycetes, Hypocreales, Nectriaceae. Gene Ontology annotation, molecular function: phosphatidylinositol-4,5-bisphosphate 5-phosphatase activity; phosphatidylinositol-3,5-bisphosphate 5-phosphatase activity. The record is from RefSeq and is a predicted model, not a curated record. The coding region runs from base 1 to 3933 and encodes 1310 amino acids. The transcript has 4 exons. Gene Ontology annotation, cellular component: cytoplasm; membrane. Gene Ontology annotation, biological process: phosphatidylinositol dephosphorylation.